UACAAAACAUAUAUCGAACCGAGUUGGAGUAGGAGACGUUUGGAUCAGAAUUGUCGAGACGAUCAAUUCGGUUGCCUAUUUUAGUAAUUUCACCAUUGAGUGCAGUCCGGUUCCAAGGGUGGACAAUUCCAUGUUUUUUCUACUUUCAAGGGUUUCUAGUUUCUAGAAUCGAAUGGAUCCAAUCUGGAAUUGGUUGCAGUCGCUAUCAAAUUUGCAUCCAAUUCCCACGAAUUUGGAGCAAAUUAGUUCACGGCUGACUUCAGCUACCAUCUUUCACGUGUCUCUUUCUCAUAUCAUCAUAUGGGCCUUGCAUUUGUCACUGCGAACGUGGGUUUACUUCCAUCAAGAGAAUUUUCCCCGCAGCCACCCUCUUUCGUACCUUAAACCCUCUUUUUCUCCCCAAACUUUAACAAAAACCCUGAAAAUUCAUCUGAUCAUAACAGCCUGUGAAGAAAGAUCUCUGGGAUUUCGGCAGAUCAGAUAUGGGUUUUCUUUGAAGAAGGGGGAAUGACUGAUUUCAGAACAAAAUUGGGGGUGGAAGGAGGCGGGUAUUACUAUUAUGGCAUAUGCACCGCCGGUGGCAUGUUCAGCGCCGGCGCCACCCAUCUCGCCGUCACCCCUCUUGAUGUCUUGAAAGUCAAUAUGCAGGUGAAUCCAAUCAAGUUUCACAGUAUCGCCUCUGGUCUCAAUAUUCUCUGGAAAGAAGAAGGUCCUUCGUCUCUAUGGAGAGGAUGGUCGGGUAAACUAUUCGGCUAUGGCGUUCAAGGUGGAUUCAAAUUCGGACUUUACGAAUUCUUCAAAAGACGUUACACAGAUGUAUUAACAGACGAAAGACAAAGCAUCGUAUAUUUCCUCAGUAGUGCAUCUGCUCAAGUAUUUGCAGACAUUGCUCUUUGUCCAUUUGAAGCUGUGAAAGUUCGUGUCCAAACACAACCCAAUUUCGCAAAGGGAUUAUCAGAUGGGUUCCCAAAAUUAUAUUCACGAGAAGGAAUUUCUGGGUUUUACAAGGGGCUUCUUCCACUUUGGGGACGUAAUCUUCCAUUUUCAAUGAUCAUGUUCUCAACAUUUGAGCAUUCGGUUGACCUAAUUUACAGAAAGUUUGUUCAAAAGAGAAAGGAGGAAUGUUCGAGGGGACAACAAUUAGGGGUGACAUGUUUAGCUGGGUAUACUGCUGGAGCUGUGGGAACUGUGAUUUCGAAUCCAGCUGAUAAUAUUGUGUCUUCUUUAUAUAACAAGAAGGCUAAUCACACAGUGUUGCAGGUUGCAAAGAGUAUUGGAAUGAUGAAUUUGUUUACAAGAAGUCUUCCUAUAAGAGUUGCACUUGUGGGACCUGUUGUGACUCUUCAAUGGUUUUUCUAUGAUACGAUUAAAGUGCUUAAUGGACUGCCUACGACUGGAGGGGUUAGCUUAGGGGUAGAAGGAGAUGCAUGAAGCAUUGCUUCAAUGGUGGUUCACUUUUGAGGUCUCCUUCCUGCAAUUUUAACACUCAUUAACAUUUUAUUGGUUUGUAUAAGUAUAAAAAUAUAUACAAAAUGUAGUUCUUUUUUUCUUGGUUUAUAGAAAUUGUAAUGCUUUGUUCUUAAAGAAACAUUAUGCGCUUCAAAGAUGAAUGAAAAAAUUAAGAUACAAGCUCUGAUGUGAGAAAUAAAAGUGUCAGAAAAUGUUAUGGACAAUGAUAGGGCUGAGCAAAAACCGAACCGACUAAAGAAAAACCGACAAAACCGCAAUAGACCGCAACCGAAAAACCGAAACUGAUGCAAAAACCAAUGGUGCGGAUUUAAUUUUUGCAAAAACCGAAGGUCAACGGUUCGGUGUGGUUUCUAUCCAAAAAACCGGCCUACCAAAACCGAACCGCACCGCAAGCGUGUAUAGUAAUAAAUCAAUCAAUGUAUAUUAUAUACAUGCUACUUAUAAACG
Lactuca virosa is the source of this 1917-nucleotide messenger RNA. The record is from the annotation of a GenBank genome assembly. Lineage: Eukaryota; Viridiplantae; Streptophyta; Magnoliopsida; Asterales; Asteraceae.